This is a messenger RNA of Eleginops maclovinus (Patagonian blennie), 8822 nucleotides long. It is a transcript of the gene vwf, whose product is annotated as von Willebrand factor. Gene Ontology annotation, molecular function: protein binding. The coding region runs from base 137 to 8692 and encodes 2851 amino acids. The transcript is spliced from 53 exons. Gene Ontology annotation, biological process: blood coagulation; cell-substrate adhesion. The record is from RefSeq and is a predicted model, not a curated record. Gene Ontology annotation, cellular component: extracellular matrix. NCBI's taxonomy places the organism in Eukaryota, Metazoa, Chordata, Actinopteri, Perciformes, Eleginopidae.
GGCUGGUUGAACAUUCGAACAAGUUCCCAAUGUUUGACAACGACCCUCACAUCAUUAUGACAUUAUGACUGUGUGAGGACAAAAAUUGUGGAUUGUGUUUGCCUUUUCUUUGCAACUCUGUGGAUUAACUGGAGACAUGGAGGUGUGCAUGAGGCGGUAUUUGCGAGAAAUUUGGGUUCUGCUGCAUCUGACAUCUUUGGUGGCAGGCUUGACAGGGAGAUGCAGUCUCUUCGGACAGCACUACGUGCACACGUUUGAUGGGGUUUUAUAUGAGUUUCCUGGAGACUGCAGCUAUCUUCUGGCUGGAGACUGCAGCCAUCGCUCCUUCACACUGCUGGGUGAUUUUGCUAAUGGCAAAAGAACUGGAGUCACUCUGUUUCUGGGGGAUGCCUUCGAGCUGCACCUGUCUGUAGACGGACGGCUCUCCCAAGGAGAAAAAAGACUGUCUGUGCCCUAUGCAUCUCACGCUGUGUUUGUGGGCUCUGAGCUUGGCUUCUAUAAGCUCUGGAGUGAGGAAUUUGGCUUCACUGUUACCAUUGAUAAUGCAGCCAACAUCGCCUUGAUCCUGACCAAACACCAUGCAAACCGCACCUGUGGCCUCUGUGGCAACUUCAACUCUGCAUCAGCUGAUGAAUAUACUGCGCAAGAGGGAUUCCUAACAGAUGACAGUUAUGAUUCUGCAAAUUCGUGGGCAGUGAAGGGGGCUGAUCAGUCGUGUCGACGAGUCUCAAAACCAAGCCGGUCCUGUAACAGCACCAAAGAGAGUUCAGCGAUUUUGUCCAGCUGCAGUGUGUUACAGACGUCCACUGUGUUUCUGCACUGUGCCCACCUGGUCUCUCCCGAGGCGUUCUUUAUUCUGUGUCAGGAGGAGGCAUGUCACUGUGACAAAAGGGAGUCGGAGGACUGUUACUGUCCAAUCCUGUUGGAGUAUGCUCGAACGUGCCACGCCCACGGGAUACCUCUGCAUGGCUGGCUGGAGGAGAGCCAGUGCUUUCCCAAGUGCCCAAUUGGGAUGCAGUACAGUGAAUGCACCAAGUCCUGCUCCACAACCUGCCACAGUCUCAACAUCCAGGAAGUCUGCAAGGAAGAAUGUGCAGAUGGCUGCACCUGUCCUGUGGGCAAGGUUUUGGAUGGCAAUCGCUGUGUGGAGGUAUCUCAGUGUUCCUGUGUGCACAUGGGACGACAUUUCCCUCCAGGAUCAACUAUCUCUCAGGACUGCAACACCUGUGUGUGCCGUCACGGCUCCUGGGAAUGCACCAAUGAAGGGUGCCCUGCUGAGUGUUUGGUGGUGGGCCAGUCUCAUUUCAAGACCUUUGAUAACAAGUUCUUCACUUUCACUGGUCACUGUCAGUAUCUGCUGGCAAGAGACUGCACAGAGAGCAUGUUUUCUGUCAUUAUUGAUAAUGUCCAGUGUGCAGAUGAUCAGGAUGCCGUGUGCACACGCUCAGUGACACUCAGCCUGUCCUCUCUGGAAGACAUGACGGUGAAGCUGAAGCACGGAGGAAUUGUCUCUGUCAACAGCAUGGACAUCCAGACCCCAAUGCAUCAUGGACGUUUGCAAAUCCAAAGAACUGCGCAAUCCUUCGUGCGUGUGAAAUUUGGAGAUGACCUUCGCCUGGACUGGGAUGGGCGAGGUCGGGUCCUCUUAAAGCUGGGACCCCGAUGGGCAGGACAAACUUGUGGUCUUUGUGGUAACUUUAAUGGUAACCAAGGUGAUGACUUCCUGUCUGAAUCUGGUCUGGUUGAGGCGAGUCCUCAGGCAUUCGGCCAGGCAUGGAGGAUCAAUGGAGACUGUGAAUCUACCCACAAACAGGAGACUGAUCCAUGUGCCAUCAACCCCAAAAGAGUGCGUUUUGCAGAAGAGGCAUGUGCGGUAAUGAUGUCAGACGUGUUCAGCCCAUGCCACUAUCUGGUGAACCCGGGUCCGUUCCAGCGGUUCUGUCGGUAUGAUGUGUGUGCGUGUGUGGACGGGGAGGAGUGCCUGUGCUCUGCUCUGUCUGCAUACGCAGCGGCCUGCACUACCAGAGGAGUGCUGCUCCGCUGGAGGUCUCCCUCACUCUGCGAGCUGGAGUGCACUGGAGGCCAGGUGUACGAGGCCUGUGGGAGUACGUGCGAUCGGACCUGCCGUGCUCUUUCUGGUGCUGAGGCAGGAUGUGAGGGGGAGAGGGUGUGUGAGGAGGGCUGUUUCUGUCCUGUUGGAAAGUACCUUAGCGACUCGGGAGAAUGUGUGACAGCUGACCAGUGCUCCUGUCUGCACGAUGGACAGCUUUACCAACCCAGUGAUGUGUACGCAGAUCACAGCAGCAUCUGCUAUUGUGAGAAUGGCUCCAUGCGCUGUAGCUCCCCUGAGAUGAGCACAUUGCUGUCUGACCUCUUCUAUGACGAUGAACUGGCACCAUCCAGAGAGCGGCGGUCAGCCCAGUGCCCUCCUCCACUCGUCCGCACAGAGUGUGAAGCAGGGGAAAAAGGUCUUGAGUGUGCCAGAACCUGCCAGAACCUCGAUUUGCCCUGUGUCAGCCUCGCCUGCAUCCCUGGCUGCCUCUGUCCACCUGGCACAGUACGUCACCGCAGCGACUGCAUUGCACCGGAGCAGUGUCCCUGUUACCAUAACAACAGGCCAUAUGCAUCAGGACAGAGCAUCUCUGUGGACUGCAACACCUGUGUGUGUGAGAACAGGAAGUGGCGCUGCACGGAGAAGGUGUGCGAUGGUGUGUGCCGCGCCGUGGGGGAGGGGCAUUACAUCACUUUUGAUGGGUUCAAAUACACCUUCCCUGGCCUCUGCCAAUAUGUCCUGAUCCAGGAUAGCUGUAAUGGAGAAGAGGGUUCAUUUAGAGUGCUGGUGGAAAAUGAGGCCUGUGGCAUCGUGGGACAUCGCUGUGCAAAAGCUAUGACAAUCUUCUAUCAGGGAGGGUUGAUUGUUUUGCAACAUGGAGAGGUGAAGAUGAAGAGUCCGGUGCUACAGAGCUCACAGGUGGAGAUUGUUAAAUCUGGUCAGUUUUACACCGUGCUGCUGGGGAAACACAUAUCUCUCAGCUGGGACAAGGGAACUCGCCUUCUGGUUCACAUCUCAGCCACAUACAGGGGCCGGGUGUGUGGCCUGUGUGGUAAUUUUGACGGGAACGUCAACAACGACUUGGUGAGCAGUAACAACCAGCUGGAGGUCGACGCCUCACACUUCGGGAACUCCUGGAAGGUUGUUCCCAGCUGUGCAGAUGUAACACAGAUACCUCUGCCUUGCAGCGAUAACAUUAUAAAGCUGGUGACAGUGGAGCAGUCAUGUCGCGUGAUCACUGGUCCUCCCUUUAAAGAAUGCAACAGCCAGGUGGAUGCAGAGCCAUAUGUUGAGAUGUGUGUUGAGGCAGCAUGCUCUUGUCCAUCAGUGGGCGACUGUGCAUGCUUCUGUGAUGUCGUUGCAGCCUACGCACAGGCCUGUUCAGAGCGGGGUGUGUCUAUCAGCUGGAGAUCCAAUGAUCUUUGUCCCAUUAGCUGUGAGGAACUGAACCCCAGGAGCCCAGGUUUGGGCGAGGAGUUAUGCCAGUGGAGGUAUAAUGCUUGUGGUCCUGCAUGUCCGAUCACCUGCCAGCACCCAGAUCCCCUUCACUGCUCACUUGAUUGUGUGGAAGGUUGCCAUGCCUCAUGCCCACCAGGCCAACUACUGGAUGAAGUGGCGAUGCGUUGUGUAGAACCCUCUCAGUGUCAAGUGUGUGUCCAUGAGGGUCAGAGAAUUUCCCACGGAAACAAGGUCAUCCUGAACCAUGAGGACCCUGACCACUGCAAAAUAUGUCACUGUGAAAACAACACACUGAGCUGUGAAGUUUGUGCCUCCUCCGCCAUCUUCACCACUCCAACACCAACUCCUUCCUACGGGCCCUUCACGACCCUGCCCUUUACCACCUUGAUGCCUGAGGGCACGUGUGACCGCGCUAUGGAUCUGGCUUUUCUAUUGGAUGGUUCAGAAGCCCUGACCGAAGAUGAAUUUCAGGCAACCAAAGAGUUCAUACUCGGAGUGGUUGAACGAUUCCGCAUGGGCUCGGCUCACACUCGAGCCACAGUGCUGCUUUACCACUCUGGAGUCAAAACAUAUGACCUGCAGGUUCAGAAGUGGCUGUUUAAGAAGACGGUGCGUGAGCUGCAUUACACAGGAGGAGAUGCAGCCUUCUUGGAUGAAGCUGUCAAGUAUUUAGUCAUCAACAUUUAUGACAAAAACAAGCGUGACAAUGCUGGUCGGGUUGCCAUCAUCUUGACUGCUAGUGCCAACCCUCGCCCUGUUCGUGCUGUGGUCAAGAUGCUCCGCAAGAAGGCCAUUACAACCCUUACAGUGGCCCUUGGUCCCGGGGUAAACAUGGGGCAGAUUAACGACAUCACCAAGGCAAACCCAGAAAACAGGGCCUAUGUGCUGAGCAGCACAAGCGAGUUGUCCGAUCGUCUGUUAGAGCUGACAGAUUACCUCUGCACCCUGGGGAUGGAGCCUGAGGUGGCCAAACCUCCAACGCCAAAGUCCACUCCGGGUAAAGCUUUGCAGGGCACCACCACCACAACCUUGGCUCCAAACCUGGAGACCAACCCAACACGACAUCUCACCAACAGUCCCACUUCCACAACUCCUUCUGGCUUGUCUCCCGUCACCACACCGCCGUCUUCCAUCCCUCCAGCCAAAGAAGUGACAUUUAUACUUGAAGGCUCUGAUGCAGUCGGCGAGGUCAAUUUCAACAAGUCGCUUCUCUUCCUGGAGGAAGUUAUCUCAAAGCUGACGGAGGAAGAAGAGUAUAUUCGUAUCACUGUGAUCCAGUACUCGGUAACAGUCACUGUAGAGAUCCGUCGGUGGGAGUUGAGGCGCCAGAGUACCCUGCUGCAACAACGACUGAGGGAGAUUCGUUGGAGGGGUGGAAGUCGGACCAACACUGGCACAGCUGUCACUACGACCUUUCAAGAAAUGGCUACAGUCAAACCUUCCCGUGGCCCCACACCUCCUCAGCUGGUCUUCCUCGUGACAGAAAACCCACCUACUGACACUGUGACUCGCCCGCCUUCUACGAGAACCCACACACAAGUCUAUCCCAUUGGUGUUGGACCAAAGAUACGAGAGAUUGACUUGCUACCAUUCAGCGCCCCUCAGCGUCCACUGCUUGUUGAUGACUACAACCAUCUGACAACCCUGGUCCACCGUGUAGUCAAUAUCACAAAAACCACAGUCCGGCCCCGCUCUCCUACUCUGCCUCCUCUCGUACUCCCAACACGCUCCAGCCUGCCGCCCUCAGUACCCUGUCAGAAGCCUAUGGAUGUCUUGUUCCUGUUGAAGGCUGGAGAGCAGUUUGAGGACAUGAAGACAUUUGUCAAAGCUUUCAUCAAUAAUGCAGACAUAGGGCUGAAUGGCACCCAUGUGAGUGUGCUUCAGUAUGGAGACACCAACACAGCAGAGAUCACCUGGAAAGAGGAACAAAGCAAAUCCCACCUCCUGAACCUGGUGGAGCGCAUAACAAGCAGGACUUCUGUUGCCCCAGCUCUAGGCUCUGCACUGCGAUUCGCUGUGCAGAUGGCCAUCUACAGUGGAGGAAGAGUCGGUGUAGCCAAGGCCGUGGUGAUGCUGGUGACUGACAAAUCAGCUGAUGAUGUCAAAGAAGCAGCUGACGAGGCACUGGCAGCAGGUGUAUCAGUGUUCCCCAUCGCAGUGGGACAAGGCUAUGAUAGGAGCGAGCUGGGUGUGCUCGGUCGCCACGGCAAUGAAGACAACACUCUACACUUGAACGGCAUGGAUCAAUUACUGAUGCUGCUGACUCUGGAUCACGGUUUCAUAGACAGAAUCUGCAGAGCUGGUCCUCCAGGACUGUGUGUUGAUGAUAAUGGGAAUGAGAGAAAGCCUGGUGAGUCAUGGCUGCUUGAGGACGGCUGCCACUCUCUCCUUUGCCACCCCAGUGGGGCAGUGACAGUACAAAACCACAAAGUCAGCUGCGACAGACUGGAGCCUCCGGCCUGCAGAAACAACAUGCCACCUGUCAGAGUCCAGGAGACCUGUGGCUGCCACUGGGAAUGCCCUUGCAUGUGUAUGGGCAGCUCCACCAAUCAUGUUGUGAGGUUUGACGGCUUGGCGCUCAGGCUGGAUGGGGAGGGUUUGUGCUCCUAUACGCUUCUCACUGUCAGCAAAAGCAUCAGUGAAGGGUCAGAGGUCAAACUCCACAGCGGGCCCUGUCAGGACUCAGCGAAUUACAACCAGGUCUGCAUGAAAGCCAUGGAGGUUAUCCAUGGGCCGCACAAAUUGCUGCUGAAGGAUGAUAUGACGGCAGUGAUUGAUAGGGAAGAACUUGCACUGCCGUGGCGAUUCGCUGGCCUAGAGCUGGUGCGUUAUGGAGGAGUGAUGCUGCAGCUGAAGUCGGACCACGGCUACAUCCUGACUUUCACUCCUCAGAGCAAUGAGUUUACCAUCACGCUGCUCAGCUCCACCACCUCAGGCCACACUGCUGGACUUUGCGGUGCCUGUGGAGAGGAGAAGUUGAACGUCCUCGCUUUACGUAAUGGCAGCUCGACCGCUGACCAGCCCUCCUUUAUCUCAGACUGGACUGUGGCUGCAGAGGAGGGUGUGUGUCUGCCAAAGCGGAGGGCAGUGUGUGUGCUCGGAGCAGCGAUGGGAUGUCAGGCCCUGCGUUCUGAAGUAUUUGAACCGUGCCACGCGCAUAUUCCUGUCCAGGUGUUCCUUGCCAAGUGUGAUGAGCAGGCAUGUGUGGAGUCCGAUGUGUGUGAGCUCAUUUCUGCCUAUGCACGCCUCUGUAGACAGAGAGGUGUGUGUGUGGACUGGCGAAGCCCCCACCUCUGCCCAUUACAGUGCCCCGGCUCCAUGAAGUAUGAUGCAUGUCGGACAGGGUGUGUGGAGGACUGUGGCAGCACACAGAGGUUGCGAGGAGACCGGCCGGUUGCCAGGGGUAACGAGUCAUCCUGCAUGGACACGCCUACAGAGGGCUGUUUCUGCACGGAAGGGACGGUUUUGCAUCAUGGCCAGUGUGUGUCACCAGAAGCAUGUAGGCAGUGUGUUGACCAGCAUGGACGCACGUAUUCGUACAUGCAGAGUUGGGUACCAGAUGAGAACCCAUGUUUGAUUUGCAUGUGUUUGGACCAACAACACAUCAACUGCACUGCCCGGCCCUGCAACGAUCUCAAAGCUCCAGUAUGUGGCCCCUGUGAGAUCCUGAGAGAGAGGAGAGAGUCCAAGUGCUGCCCAGAGUACGAGUGUGUGUGUGAUCUGGUGACGUGUGAUCUGCCUGAAGUGCCGCGCUGUGAGGACGGUCAGAGUGUGGUUCUGAAAAACCCCGGGGAAUGUCAACCUAUACACAAGUGCGUCUGCAAAAAGGAAGAGUGUGCUAUGCAAGCUCCCCCCGCUUGUCCCGCACAUCGGCAACUGUCAGUGAGAAAAACAAAGUGCUGCGAUGUGUUUGAAUGUGUGUGUAACUGCCAGAACUCCACACACACCUGCCCUGCUGGGUUCAUCACUUCCUCUUCUACUAAUGACUGCGACUGCACAGAAACCAGUUGCCUGCCCGACAAGGUGUGCGUAGUUGGCUUCGUGGUUCACCCAGUGGGGAGUGAAUGGGAGGAAGGAUGCGAGAAGUGCAGUUGCACCCAGCUACAGGACAAAGACACAUCACUGCACAUUGCUCAGUGUACACCACCUGUGUGUGAUCGAAACUGCCCUCAGGGCUCCACAUACACUCCAUCAAACGGAGAAUGCUGCGGAAAGUGCACACCGACCAGCUGUGUGGAGUCAGCGGGGGAGAUGCGAGGGGACACUGUGUUUGGGCAAAACUUCAGACAUGUGGGAGAGGUAUGGCAGUCUCCGCAUGAAAAAUGUGUGUUAUAUCAGUGUGUGAAAGUAAAAGACGAAAUGUUCAUCUCUGCAUCAAACGUCAACUGCUCUGCUAUGGAAAAUCCUUCCUGCCCGCUGGGAACCGAGUUACGCUGCAACACCGAAGAUUGCUGCCCCCGCUGCCACUGCGCUCCAAUGAAUGCUUGUGUGCUGAACAACACUUUAAUAGGAGCAGGGGAGAAGCUGAUGAUGGACGUGUGCACACAAUGUGAGUGUACGGUGGAGGACGGUGCCGUGAGGAAAUACAGGCUGUCCUGCAGGAGUAUGAGUUGUCCAUCCUGCCCCAUGGGAUACACUCUGCAAAAGGAGGAAAACGCUUGCUGUGGUCGAUGUGUUCCCACUGCCUGCAUCAUGAAAGGGCCGGAUGGAAAUCUGAUCAGUCUGCAGGUUAAUACCACUAGCGAGGACGGUUGCAACCUGUAUACCUGUGGUGUGAACAUUAAAGGGGAUCUUGUCCUACAAACCAAAGUCACCACCUGCCCUCCUUUUAACCGUCAAACGUGCCUAGACCAGGGGGGGAAAGUCAGUCAGAUUGGAACAACCUGCUGUGAAAUGUGUACGGAGCCAGAGUGCCGGAGGACAGCAGGAACGCUAAACUACAUCAAAGUGGAUGACUGCCAGUCAGAUCAUCAAAUAGAAUUGCACUACUGUGAGGGCAAAUGUCGCAGUAAGUCCAUGUACUCCUUGGAGAGCGCUGCUGUGGAGCAGGAGUGUGUGUGCUGUGCUGCUGUGGAGACAGAGCCUCUUGAUGUUCCCCUCCUGUGUGCCAACGGCUCCCGCAGCCACCAGACUGUCCUGUCUGUCACUGCAUGCGACUGUCGGUCCAAACACUGCACCUAGAGAGGAAGGAGAGAUGGGAUGAGAGUUAUACGUUUAUAAAUGUAGACAGAAUUUAUAUCCACAUCAAAUGUACCCACAUAAAAUGAUAAGAGCAAAAAUAACAAUAAAACAAACUUGCCUAUUUCCGUGA